Penicillium lagena is the source of this 1089-nucleotide messenger RNA. Its product is annotated as glycosyltransferase family 32 protein. Gene Ontology annotation, cellular component: mannan polymerase complex. Gene Ontology annotation, biological process: protein N-linked glycosylation. Gene Ontology annotation, molecular function: alpha-1,6-mannosyltransferase activity. The record is from RefSeq and is a predicted model, not a curated record. The coding region runs from base 1 to 1089 and encodes 362 amino acids. Lineage: Eukaryota; Fungi; Ascomycota; Eurotiomycetes; Eurotiales; Aspergillaceae. The transcript is spliced from 2 exons.
AUGCCUACCUUCCGCAAGUCAUUGCUCGCCGCCAUCUGCCUCAUCGCCGUCAUCAUCAUCCUCCGCGCGUCCCGAUCCUCCGACCUCCCCAACGCCCCGGGAUAUCGGCCCGUCCAGAAAAUCUUCGAAGAGAAAGAGAAUGCGGAAGCGCAUCAAGAGGGACAAGACUUGAAAUCCAAGGAACGGCAGCAGCAGCAGCAUCUGGGCGCUUCGGCGAUAGCGCCGCUACGUGAGCGCCUGCGCUACCAGUUCCCGUACGACCUCGAACCUAGUUUCCCGGCGUAUAUCUGGCAGACAUGGAAAUACCAACCAUCAUCAUACUGGUUUGCAGAAGAGCUGCGCGUCCCAGAGGCUAGCUGGACGGAGAUGAAUCCCGGGUUCGUGCACGAGGUCAUCCCCGAUGACACGCAGCGGGAUCUGAUCAAAUACCUGUAUGGAAUGGUUCCGGAUGUGUUUGAGGCGUAUGACUCCAUGCCACUUCCCGUCCUGAAAGCAGACUUCUUCCGGUAUCUGGUACUGCUGGCCCGCGGUGGCAUCUACAGCGACAUCGACACCCACGCAAUCCAACCCGUCAUCCACUGGCUGCCCGAGAAUCUCGACAAGUCCACGGUAGGCCUUGUCGUCGGCAUCGAGGCCGAUCCGGACCGCCCGGACUGGGCCGAUUGGUACUCGCGCCGCCUGCAGUUCUGCCAGUGGACCAUCAUGUCCAAACCGGGGCAUCCGAUUUUGCGCGAUAUUGUCGCGCAGAUCACCGAGCAGGCGCUGCGUAUGAAGAGAGCUGGCAUUUUGAAAAAAGGCAAGAUGGACCGGACUGUGGUCGAGUUCACGGGCCCGGGCGCCUGGACUGAUGCCGUCUUCCGCUACUUCAAUAACCCGGAGUAUUUUAAUAUUCAGCCCGGCGAUAAGAAUAUCACGUACGAGGAUUUCACGCAGCAGGUCGACUACCGCAAAGUCGGCGAUACCCUCGUUUUGCCAAUUACCAGCUUUAGCCCUGGCGUCGGCCAGAUGGGUGCCGAGGAUAUUGAUCACCCUAUGGCCUUUGUGAAGCAUGAUUUCGGAGGGAUAUGGAAAACUGACCCUUCGCUUUAA